AUGUGGUUGAUUCUUGACAGGAGAGUCCAGUCUAUCUAUCUAUCUAUCUAUCUAUCUAUCUAUCUAUCUAUCUAUCUAUCUUCUCAUCAUUACCUUUUCUCUUGUGUAUUUAUUUUAUGUCGUUCGACAGAAAUUAAAAACAUAUCAGUGAGAACUGAUGUUUAUUCCCACCAUUCCUUCCUUCCUUCUUUCUUUCUUUCUUUCUUUCUUUCUUUCUUUCUUUCUAUCUAUCUAUCUGUUAAUAUCAUUCUAUCUGUCUCUCAGUUUGUUCAUAUCUAUCUAUCUAUCUAUCUAUCUAUCUAUCUAUCUAUCUAUCUAUCUAUCUUAAAUUCAUCACGUCCCUACGAUGCCCCUCGAUAUCUUCUCAUUUUCCCGUUAUUCAUCAAUAAAUAUUUUCUUUUUUUUUUCAAAUGCUUUUUAAAAGUAUUUUAUCUAUCUAUCUAUCUAUCUAUCUAUCUAUCUAUCUAUCUAUCUAUCUAUCUAAAUUUGAAUGAGAAUGCAAUGCAUUUCCCCAAAUCAUCCUUCUUAUCUAUCUAUCUAUCUAUCUAUCUAUCAUGCGCUCUUUCAACACACUUCAGGUACACCUUUUUUUUUGCUGAUACCCAACGGCUUCUCUCUUUAUGUGUCAUUCGGGAGCCAUCUCUUGUUCAUUUGCAUCAGUUUAUGAUCUUCUUUUCAAUGACCAACGGCUCUCUUUGGGCCAAUAAAAAUGACAUUUACAUAUCACUCAAUCUCACUCUAUCUCUGUCAUUCCUGCACGCACACUUAGCUAUGUACAUUGCUCAAUAUCUAGGAAAUAAUCUAUCUAUCUAUCUAUCUAUCUAUCUAUCUAUCUAUCUAUCUAUCUAUCUAUCUAUCUGA
Molecule: messenger RNA, 861 nt
Organism: Acanthosepion pharaonis
Lineage: Eukaryota; Metazoa; Mollusca; Cephalopoda; Sepiida; Sepiidae
Source: the annotation of a GenBank genome assembly